UUUCUUUAAAAAAAAAAAAACAGGAACGGAGGUGACUGGUUUGGAGGAACGUCGGCUCAUAAACUUUCCGCGUUUGUGGAAUUAGGAUAGAUAAACGAUAAUUAUUUAAUAUAGCUAAGUCAGUAGAUUUGAACAAAGAUAAACUAUUAUCGGAAUGGAUCCGUUUACCGAGAAACUCCUGGAGAGGACCCGUGCUCGCAGGGAGAACCUGCAGAAGAAAAUGGCAGAGAGGUCCACUGCUUCCAACAGACAGAUGGCCAAGAGAGCUAGGGAGCCUCUGGCUGAGACCUGCAACAGCCUGGUCACAGAGCCUGUUGUCGACAAAGGCCCCCAACAUUCCACCAAGCACUCUCCCUCCAAGCGGAGUCGUUCAGGUGAACUUGACAAGCCCACCAUUAUUGGUGAGGAGAACAGGGAGCCUGCAAUGCCUCCUCUCACCCUGACCCCUACUCUGUCAGAUCCCCAAACUGACCGGAAGCCCCCAACGGGCCCAGCCAGCAUUCUCUCUGCCUCUUCUCUAGAGAGGGUGGAUGUCUGCCCUGCUCUUCCCGUUCCUGAACCAGAACCCAUGGUGGCAACACGGCUUGUCCCAGAGCAGGUCAGGGCCACGGAGGUAGAGCGCCCUGCCCCAAAACCAGAGAAGGUGGCUGUGAGUGCUGCUCCACAGAGGACCAGGGAUGUGGAGGUGGUGCCUACUAGCACAGUUCUUCAGAGGAACAGAGAAGAGCAGAGGGAGGCUCCCACCUCCUCCACCCCUGCUGCCAUGAAGUCUCGCCUGGCCAGACUAGCUGAACAGAGGCAUUAUUGGGACUCUGAAGGUACCUCUGAGGUUCCAGACAUCCCAGCAGCUCUGUCCCCAGUGAAGAACCAGACCCAGCCGAGGCAGGCCGUAGCCCCAGUCCCCACACCCGUCCAUGCUGCUGCGUCCUCAGAGGCCCCUGUAGGCAGGAAGGGUCGGCUGGCCAACCUCGCAGCCACCAUUGGGUCCUGGGAGGAUGACCUCAGCCACGCGGCCCCUCGCAGCAGCAGAGACAAUGCACAAGAGAAGCCUGGUAGUGUCAGUAACGCCACCCCUGCUUGGAGGAGAGAGGCUGGUGCUGGAGCCAAACCCACCUCUGGUGCUGCAGACCGUCCACAAAUGACUCAGUCAUCAAACAGAAAGCCUGCUCUGGAUUCCAACCAGCAGCCUGUCCACUCCCCAGUCAAGUCCACCAGAGCAUUUCCCCCCAGCCCUCAGAAGACUGAAGUACCUGAAGCCAGACCAGCUCUACGGACAGGCAGAGGUCUCCCCUCUCCUGUAUCCAGUCCCCAGAGGAGUUACCAGGGGAGAGCCUCAGCCUUCACCCCCAGCCCCGAGAAAGGUGCUCUCUCCUCAGCCUCACCUGUGCCUCAGAGCCCCCUGAAGAACCAGGCCCUGUCCCGAGCCAUGGAGGUCAACGGUAGCCCCGAGAAGCCAGAGCUCCCCACACAGCCCUCUACCAUCGGGCCCACUGGACCCUCUGGACCCUCUGUCCUGCAGACCAGGGAGAGGUUCACCAAGGAGACCACCCUGGCCACUCCCCUGCAGCAGCGAGGCACCGCCGGAGCAACUGGACCAUCUGUCCUGCAGACCAGGGAGAGGUUCACCAAGGAGACUACCCCAGCCACUCCCCUGCAGCAGAGCGGCACCGCCGGAGCAACUGGACCAUCUGUCCUGCAGACCAGGGAGAGGUUCACCAAGGAGACCACCCUGGCCACUCCCCUGCAGCAGAGAGGCACUGCCGGAGCAACUGGACCAUCUGUCCUGCAGACCAGGGAGAGGUUCACCAAGGAGACCACCCCGGCCACUCCCCUGCAGCAGAGAGGCACAGCUGGAGCAACUGGAACUCCAGCAGAUGUCAAGUCGUUCAUGGAGCGUUUUGGGGAGAGGUGCCAGGAGCGUUCUGGCCUGAGUUCCCCUGCUUCCUGCCAUGGAGCAGCCACUCAUAACCCAAACAUAGUGAACCCGUCUGGGGCAGGCCUGGCUGGUCAUACCCCUGUAGUGAGCCAGUCUGUGACCCCCAACACCAGGCUGGUGCAGGAGAGGCUGAGAGGUGCCCAGGCUGCCACCACUGCCCUUGCACAGAAACAGAAACUGGAGCGUGAGUCAGAACUGGCUCAGAUUCGUAACCGUUUCCAGAAAGGGAACAACAUUUGGAAGAACAAGGAGGAGGUGGCAGACACCAAGAGACUUACACAGGCCAAGGAUCUGAUUGAGCAUCCUGAGGAGAGAGGGCCUGUUGUCUCACAGCCUGAUGAGCCAACAGCUUCCCCUCUGGAUAGGCUGAAUGCUGCACCCAAGAAACCUUCUGAGGAAGAAACACAGGAGGAGGAAUCGGAUGAAGAAGAGAGUCAUGAGAUGGAGAUGAAAGUGGACCAUUCCAACAACUCUGAGAUCAACAACUUUGACGGGUUCCAUGACCAGAUUGAGGAGCUGAGUGGUGAGGAGGAAGAUGAACUGAACAUCUCCUCGAUGUCCAUCCUGGCCCCCUUCUCUGAGUCGGUGGCUGCUGUGAUCAAGAGCCCAGUAAGGAAGAUGAUGACGUCGACCCCAGCCAGUUCAUUCAACGCUAAGAGCCAGACUCCUGACAUUGUUUCCAGACCCAGUAAGUUCCAAAGGGCUCGCUUGCUCCGGGCUGGGUCAUCAGACAGCCUAGAGACAGACGAACAUGAGGACCACAACCUGCCAUACAGUAUUGAUGCGUACAGGUCGACCAGGAUCAAGGAGAGUACCGAGAGGCCCUGUGUGAAGCAGGUCAUCGUGAAGGAAGACGUGUCUCGGAGAGCAGCAGAUGAGCCCAGGAGCCAAGGACACACCAGCAUCAAACAGAAGAUGAAGGUUCUGACCUAUGAGAUGAACCUGCAGCAGACUGUGAUCAGCCAGGCCAGCCAAGCCUUGAACUGCUGUACUGAUGAGGAGCAUGGGAAAGGCUCGCAUGUGGAGGCAGAGGCUGAGCGGCUUCUGCUCAUAGCCACGGAGAAGCGGGGGGCACUGAAGGCUGAGUUGGACCGUCUGAAGGGAGAGGGUCCUAGCGGUCAUAGGAGGGGGCAGGGUGGGGACAUGGGGGUAUCCGCCUCCAAGGGAUCCAUCUCUCUCCUGGAGCUACGAUUGCCCCUCAAGGCUGACUUUGUCUGCUCCGCUGCUAGCAAGCCAGAGUGGUCCAGCCAUUACUUCUUCAUCAUGAUCCGUGCUGGAGCUGAGAAUACAGUUGCUACUCCCCUAGCCAGCACAAGUAGCGCUAUCAGUGGAGACGCAAUCACCUUCUCUACCAAGUUCACCAUGCCUGACGUCUCUAACGACUUUGCAAUUGAUAUUGAGGUUUACUGCCUGGUGCAGAAGCGUGAGUUGAACCCUGACAAGAGGAAGAAGCCCAGCAAGUCAAAGGCCAUCACUCCCAAGAGGUUCCUCUCUAAGAGCAGUUUGACUCCAGUGGUGGCUAGUCCUGGGGGCCCUAAUACUGUCCGCACCAGUAACUUUGUCCUGGUCGGGUCUCACAAGCUGACUCUUGCCUCAAUUGGGAAAAACAAGUUCCUAUUGGAGAAGAUCAAAUAUGAAGGCAUUGAGAGAGCGCUUCUUAGAGACAUGUUUCACAGCAAGGUGCCUUUCCUGUGCCCCAUGGAGGGCCAUAUCUACCUGAAGAUGCAGUGUGAGGUGGGCUCCCUGGUGGAGGAGAGAGGCUUCCUGACUAUGUUUGAGGAUGUGAGUGGAUUCGGAGCAUGGCACAGGAGAUGGUGUGUCCUGUCAGGAUACUGUAUCUCCUACUGGACCUACCCUGAUGAUGAGAAACGCAAGAACCCAAUGGGUCGCAUCAACUUGGCCAACUGCAUCAGUCGUAAGGUGGAGCCAGCCAACCGAGAGUUCUGUGCCAGGCCCAACACCUUCGAGCUGAUCACUGUCCGGCCUCAGAGAGAGAACGACAGAGAGACGCUCGUCAGCCAGUGUAAAAACACCAUGUGUGUCACCAAGAACUGGCUGUGUGCUGACACAAAGGACGAGAGGAACCUGUGGAUGCAGAAGCUCAACCAGAUCCUGGUGGACCUGCGCAUGUGGCAGCCAGACUCCUGCCACAGGCCUGUGUGAGAGCACAGCUCCCCGCCUGGACUAGAGGGCUUACAACACCCUGCAUGGUUAUGGGUCUCUCAUAUGGACUGUCACGAUCAGUGACACUUACGAUGACUAAGUGCAAUACAGUAUUCAAGUUAUUAAAUAGGAUUUACAUGUGUAUUAUAUUUUUAGAUGCUUUAGUGGACAGUCAAGACAGUUUAAGUCAGGGAUGGGCAACUGGGGGGCCCCCUUUUGUAGCCCCCCAUUCUCCAACUCAUUCUGGGUCUCAUCCAGGGUUUUCGUUAGGAAACUGUGGCGCUGGAUGUUUGAACAGCCACAUUUUAAUUUACAAGACAUUUUGAGAAAUCUGCCGGACCCAUAUGUAUUGGGUGCGUAAUUUGAUUAUGGUGUCCACCCACAGUGCUCAGAAUGACAAAUCACAUUUUGUUUAUGGUAAUUCAUAUUAACAGAAAUUUCAAGUCAGAUACAACGAUGUGUGGUCCUGAUUCUGAUGGCCACUUUGAAGAUGUUAGAAUAAGUGUCUACAUUUAUCUUUCCUCGGCCAACAACAUGAGCAACGGACAGCAAAACCACUAGCUAUGUCAAUCUGCUAUCCUUCAUAGUAGAAAAGUUUACCUAUUUUAUUGGUCAGCUUGUUGAGAAAUAGCCUAUUCCAAAUAGACUCUGAGACCGUUAUGGGAAGAUGGUGCCCAAAUUCAUACAAUCAGUAGGUCUAGGCUACAUUAAAAAAAUUACCUUAAAGCAAUGAAUCUGAAACAACCAAUCCAAACGUUUAGCUUAAUGUUGAUAAACUAUGAUCCCAUGGCGCUUGCAAUGCCAGGGUUGUGGGUUCGAUUCCCACAGGGGACCAGUGCGAAAAUAUAUGCACUCACUACUGUAAGUCCUACUGAAUAAGAGUGUCUGCUAAAUGACAAAUGUAUUGACAUGAGCUAUGUGCACAUGUUUGUUCCAUAGUACAGUUAGUGGGAAAACACCAAGGGCACUGCACCUGCAAGCAGUUUCAUGUGAUAGAGGAAAAUAUCCGUUAGACAUUUAAAAAGAGGAGAUCUAAUAGGCUAGGUUCAGGUUUCAAACAAUUAAGUAUAUGUUUUCAAAAUGCAUAGCCUACUGCCUCCAAAGUGGUGUGACGCGCUGAUGAAGCCUGCCUUCUGUUGCCGUUUGAGAUGCUGCAGCAGCUCUCACUGUCUGACAUAUUUUCCGCUCUGUCUGCAUGCUUUAGGUGUGUGAUAAAUAAGAUGCAUGAAUAAUGUACUGUAGCCUACGCAUGCCCCAAUUUAAUUCCACUAAAUGAGGCAAAUGAACCUAUAGACCUAUAAGCAUAACAAGUCAAAUGUAUUUCCAUCAAUGA
This is a messenger RNA of Oncorhynchus tshawytscha (Chinook salmon), 5432 nucleotides long. Its product is annotated as anillin. Gene Ontology annotation, cellular component: actomyosin contractile ring. NCBI's taxonomy places the organism in Eukaryota, Metazoa, Chordata, Actinopteri, Salmoniformes, Salmonidae. Bases 155 to 4099 code for a protein of 1314 amino acids. Gene Ontology annotation, biological process: actomyosin contractile ring assembly; mitotic cytokinesis; septin ring organization. The transcript is spliced from 24 exons. The record is from RefSeq and is a predicted model, not a curated record.